AAAGUAGCUAGUCCAGCGAUCAACUUCACAAGUCACAACCAAGUCAAUUGCACAAACAUUUAUUAAAGGGGUGACUGUUAGAGAGAAAGAUUUAGGUAAAGAUGUUUAAUUGUUGUACUAGAACCUUUUAGUUAGCCGACAGUGUGCCUUCUUUAGGUUGAAAUCUCACUCUAUAUCUAUUAAUACUCUGUUCCUUAUGUACUUGGCGAUCACUGUUUAUUGUGAGUCCAAAAAACAUAUCAUCACUUGCACCAUCCCUGAACCCCAACAAACUCUUAACAACAUCAUGGUGCAAUCAAAGAAGUUUAGAGGUGUCAGGCAGCGCCAUUGGGGUUCCUGGGUAUCCGAAAUUCGCCACCCACUUCUGAAGAGAAGGGUGUGGCUAGGGACAUUUGAAACAGCAGAAGAGGCUGCUAGAGCCUAUGAUCAAGCUGCGAUUCUGAUGAGUGGGAGAAAUGCCAAGACCAAUUUCCCAAUAACCCAAACUCCAGAAGGUGAUCCAAAGAGCACUAACAGCGAGGACACUCCCUCCACCACCUCGAAGGAUCUGGAGGAAAUCUUACAUGCAAAGCUUCGCAAAUGUAGCAAGGUGCCUUCACCUUCUAUGACUUGUUUGAGGCUUGACACAGAGAACUCACACAUCGGAGUGUGGCAAAAGCGUGCUGGGAGGUGUUCUGAUUCAAAUUGGGUCAUGACGGUUCAGCUGGGAAAGAAAACUGUUAAUAAUAAUGAGACUCAUCAAGCUGAUAGUAGCAGUAGUAGUUCUCUUUCUUCUUCUCUACCUUCUUCUCAACAUGACCACCAUGAGUCUCCAUCAUUGAGUGUGGCAGGUAAUCUUCAUCACCAUCAAGAAGUCGUGAGAGGAGAGAUUGAUGAAGAGGAGAGAAUUGCCCUUCAGAUGAUAGAGGAGCUCCUCAACGACAGAAACUGCCCUAGCCCAUCAUUUGACAACAACAUUCAAGAAAGGGAUGGUGCUGAUCAUCAUGACAACUUUUUUCUUUAAGCUUCUUUUCCACAGAGUGUUAUGGUAUUCACAUGCAUGUUCAAUCUUCAUCUUCAACAAGGUUGUCAUUAUUUGGGGGGAAAAAAGGAAGUGGUAGUUAUAUAGGCUAAAUAUAUAUAACCACAUCAUAUCUGUCAUGUCAUAUCUAUUUUCAUGUAUGUCAUAUUUAUUAUAAGUGUAGAUAAUAUAUACACAUACAUACAUAUACAUGCAUCAUGCAUAGGAAAAUAUACACAUAAGAAAAUAAGAGAGUGUAUACAGAAUAUAUUUUCAUUUUCAGAGUUCAUAUGUAAAGUGCCCUAUCGUUUGCUGCUUGUUUGAAACGUUCACGGUUAAUUUAUUUACCAUAAAUAAUAAAUAUUUG
Molecule: messenger RNA, 1367 nt
Organism: Glycine soja
Lineage: Eukaryota; Viridiplantae; Streptophyta; Magnoliopsida; Fabales; Fabaceae
Product: ethylene-responsive transcription factor WIN1-like
Exons: 3
Coding region: 197-1003 (268 amino acids)
Biological process (GO): regulation of DNA-templated transcription
Molecular function (GO): DNA binding; DNA-binding transcription factor activity
Source: RefSeq, a predicted model, not a curated record